Nothoprocta perdicaria is the source of this 2636-nucleotide messenger RNA. RefSeq names its product family with sequence similarity 102 member B (gene EEIG2). Bases 1 to 1095 code for a protein of 364 amino acids. The transcript is spliced from 11 exons. NCBI's taxonomy places the organism in Eukaryota, Metazoa, Chordata, Aves, Tinamiformes, Tinamidae. The record is from RefSeq and is a predicted model, not a curated record.
AUGAUGAUGAUGAUGAUAAAGAAGAAGAAGUUCAAGUUCCGCGUGGAGCUGGAGCUGGACGAGCUCUCCUCCGUGCCCUUCGUGAACGGCGUGCUCUUCUGCAAGGUGCGCCUGCUGGACGGCGGCAGCUUCAGCGGAGAGUCCUCCCGGGAGGUGGUUCAGGCAAACUGUGUCCGCUGGAAGAAGAAGUUUUUAUUUAUGUGUAAAAUCAGUGCCAGUGCCACAACAGGGGUUUUGGAUACUUGCAUCUGCAGGGUGUCUGUACGGAAGGAGUUAAAAGGAGGAAAAGCAUAUGCAAAGCUGGGCUUUGCAGACCUCAACCUAGCGGAGUUUGCUGGAUCGGGAAAUACCACUCGGCGCUGUUUACUGGAAGGUUAUGAUACCAAAAAUACAAGGCAGGAUAACUCCAUUCUCAAAGUUUUGAUCAAUAUGCAGCUAAUGUCUGGAGACCCAUGUUUUAAAAUGCCUCCUUCCACCGCAACAUCUAUAGCAAUUCCUGGAGAAUCAGAAUCUUUGCAUGAAGACAGGAAAGGUGGAGAGAACUUGAAAGCAAUCCAUCUGGGAAUGGCAGAUGUCUCAGCAAAGAGUGCCUCAGUCCCAGACGAUCUUGGUGCAUGUGGACACUCCAGAACAUCAAGCUAUGCAAGUCAGCAGUCCAAACUGUCAGGGUACAGUACAUGUCACUCUAGAUCAUCCAGUUUCUCUGACCUCUGCCACAAGAGAGAUGCCUCAGUGGGGAGCACCUCAACGGGAAUUGGAAGUAUUCUAGAGCCAUGUGAAGAGGGUGACCUAAAAGUAGAAGAAAACAACUCUGAUCCAUCUGUUAAAGAUGAGUCCUCAGAAAAACUCUGCAGGCAUCCUGUGAAGCAAGAUUCUGUGGAGUCCCAGCUGAAGAGGGUCGAUGCUACCAGGGUUGAUGCAGAUGACAUAGUUGAAAAAAUACUCCAAAGUCAAGACUUUAGUUUAGAUUCAAGUGCAGAAGAGGAAGGUUUAAGACUGUUUGUUGGCCCUGGUGGAAGCACUUCUUUUGGAAGCCAUCAUCUCCCUAACAGAGUAGGAUCUGGAGCAUAUGAACAAGUGGUGAUAAAACGCUAGACCUAAAGAGCUCAAAGAGAGUAAACAAGUUGGAGCUUUAGAGUGGAUACSUCAGUUUCUUUGCUCUGUAAGAUGUGAACGCCAAGAUGAACUGAAUGGCAGUUGGGUGGAUAGGUGGGAGUGCCUUUUUUUCAUUAAUGGAAUGUCUCUUGCUCAUAGAGCUUCCAGUGUUCUGUGGUAUGAAGGCAAUGUUUAGCUAGGUAUGCCUUGUGUAAGCACUUAAACUGGUUUUGUAAGCUUUACAAGAUGUUAGUGAAUUACUUGCUUUGUAAGUUGUGUGACACAUCUUUGUGGAAGCGUGAUACAAGUGUCCUAUUUCAGUGUUUUAUACAGGGGAUUACAUAUUAUAUGCUUUGCUUUUAAUUUCUUUUAUAAAGAAACCUUAUCAUUAAGGAAGCGAUCUUAAAUUAACCUGAAUAAAUUAACUGGACUUAAUUUGAUCCUACCUGCAAUUUUAAUCUUACAGCAGAUAAUUCCUUUUAUUAAAAUGAAUAUGAAGUGAGGACUAUGGCAUCCAUGGCACAGCCCAAUUAUUUUUUAAACAUGCAAAAUUUUAAGUAUUGAGCAUAACCUUAUUGUACAGUAGAACAGUAGAGGUGAGCUUCAGAUGCAUUUAAGAAAAGCUAUUAAUAAAUAAUUAUUGAAUAAUAGGUUGUUAAUUCUAAAUGAAGCGUAGAGGAUUAAGCACAUGAAAAUGCAACAUCUGGCUUUGUGUAAAUGACAAAAGAAAUGAGAUUCAACACAACAGCAACAUACCAAAGCACAGUAAUGUAUUAUCCAGAGAGCUAUUUUGUCUCUGUGAUUCUCAAAUCUGGAGUUGAAAGCUUCUUCCACAGAACCUUCAAUAAUGCAGAGCCUUGAGAUGCAAUGGAUGGUACUGUCUAACAAGCUAGUCCAUAACUUAGACCACUAUGAACUUCUGGGGUUUAAGCCUUUACAGCUUCUUAGUGCUUUGCUUGUAUUUUGAAGGUGCCUUGAGGGAAAAGGAAGGUACAGGGAGAUUAAGCUCUACUUAAGCUUUAAAAAGUAGACAAAUAUUAAACUACUCUACCUUACUAAGAGCACUUUAUCCAUUAUCUCAGAACUCUGAGAAAAGCUUUACUGUUUAACAGUUCUAUCAUUUCAUGUAAAAAGUCUAUUCCUUCACCAUCUGUCCAUUAUUACAUUAAAGUAAAUGUACUGUAUUUAAAUUUGCACAGUAGCCGAUUGUGGCAGAAAAGAUGAAAUUUCUUCAAAAAUUUUACAUAAGUACAAAAAUAAAUUUUUAUAGGGAUGUAUGAGGUGAGAAGGUUCUAAUGCAGGCUUCUAUCUGCUGUAUUUUAAUUAUAAACUGCUUAAUCUUGUUAUCACUUAUUGUAUCAAUAAGGCUUGGAUUAAAGAAAAACAGAGACAGUGUAGACAAAGCUCUGAAGGCUUCAAAUUUCUUCCCGUUUGAUAUCUGACAUCCUUUUGUAGCUGUAGCUCCUUUUUACUAGUUGGAAGUAGGAAAAGCUUUGCGUAACAGGUUUUAUUUUCCAUAAAUUCAUAAUAUAGUAAAUCUU